Messenger RNA from Paramecium tetraurelia, 1923 nucleotides. RefSeq lists its product as uncharacterized. The transcript has 4 exons. Lineage: Eukaryota; Ciliophora; Oligohymenophorea; Peniculida; Parameciidae. The record is from RefSeq and is a predicted model, not a curated record.
AUGAAAGAGCACCCUGAGGAAUUCGUCAACAUUGCAAUUGAUGUUGUUGAUAAACAAGAGUCAGAUUUACCAAAAACAGCUGCCACAACUUUGCUUGAAAGCCUAUGUGAUCAUAUAGAUGGAUCAACAUCCUACUUAGCAUAAAUGGCUAUUGUUGUCAUAUCCUCUUCCAUCUUAGAACUGUCACAGUCUCAAUUAACCAAAUAAUAACAACAAGUCAUAUUAACAGACAUCUAACAGAUAUCUGAUAAAAAACUAUUCUAGGAAUUUACUCCUGUGGAUAGAAUUGAAAGUAGUUUGAUGAUUUUGACAAUUAUAAGCUAUCUAGUACAAAAAAGAUAUGAUAUCAUAUAAUUGAUGGAAUAAUUGUUAUCAUCGAAUCUUGUGUUCUUCACUAACACAACUGAAUAGAUCAUUAAGGUUAGGUUUGCCUUGUUUUUCGGUUAUUAUUGUGACAAUUUAUUUAAAGUGGAAUCCCAAUUUUCCCUUAUGUUAAACUACAUACAAUUACUGAUAUCUUAUGCCAAGCCACAGGAGCCAGUUGUUUUGUAUUAGUCCAUUGAUGCAUUAAAGGAUAUCUUCGAGGAUGAUGAGUUGAAACAUAAGACUGGAACUUUGGUGGUCAAUGUGUUCCCAUCCUUGAUCAAUGGAUUGAUAUUCAGUACUUAUGAAAGACAUUUUGAGAUGAUAGGAAAUCUACUCAAGAAAUUCCCCUCCAUUUUCUUUGCAAACGAAAGUUACAUUAUCAACCUGGUUUAAAUAUUAGUACAACGCAUAAUCCAAGAAGAAACACUGGUUAAGAACAAUAAUGAUUCUAAUAGAUACAUUCAUUUAAAUAGAUGUUGGAAUGUCAUCAGGUAAUUACCAACGAUCAAUGAAUUUUCACCUCUUCUUCUCAAAAUCGAAUAAGCCAUGCAACCCAUCUAUCAAUUGCUUGUCAUCUAAGAUAGCAGAAUGAACUUGUAUGAAGACUUGAUUUUGUUCAUCUCCUCAGUUAUCUAGAAACUAUAAACAGUCUCUCAAUUCCAAAAAGAAAUCUUACCUUACUUUUCUCACGUCAUCACCAAGCAAUCUGGAAGAUUCGUAUACUUGUAUGAAACACUAAAUAUGUACAUGUAUUAUGGAAGAAGUUACUUCGUAUAAGAGCAAGCACAACACAUCUACUUCAACUUGUGUUUUCAAACUCUGAUGCAAGAGGAAACUUUCGAAGACGUCGAUUUGGCUGAGGGUGCACUUCUGAUCUAAUUAGGAAUUCAAGUUCUACAGAAUGAUCUCAAUUAAGCCAUAUUGGCUCAGGUGUUCUAAAAUGUGCUCUAAUUAAUGGCGAAGGAGAGUGUCACUGGAAUCAUUCGUUCUAGAAUUACAUCCAUCUUUUUGGUGGCUUUCUACUACAUUCCCCAACAAUCAUAUCAAAUAUUGGGUGAUCUUUUUCAAAAUGUAUACCAAAAGGUCUUGAUCACUCAAUAUCAUCCAGGAUAUGACAUCAAGUUGUUCAUAAUUACAAUUUGCAAAUUAAUCCAAUCAACACCUUAAUUGUUGAAUACCGAAUUGAUUUAAGUAAUCAUUAGGAAUUUGGAAAAUCAGGAAAAUGAUGAGAAGCCUGAUAAAACAGAUUUUGAUGAUGAUAUGAUGGAUGAUGAUGAGGAAUAGGAGGAGAUCUUGGAAGAGGAGGAACGACAGUAGGCCAAACAGCAGAUUGAAUAACUUAAGAGUGCUCUGAACAACAUCGACGAAUUCACGGUCUUUAGGAACACGAUAUUGGGUUUCAAGACUUCGCAACCCAUGAUUAUUGAGAUCAUUAAACAAAAUCUUGAUCUUCCAAGUUAAUAAAAAUUAAACAAUUAUUUAAAGUUUAUGAGAAUUGAUAAUAGUGAGAGUGCAAGAAAAGUGAUGACAACUUCCAGAAGAAGAUAAAAUAAAUGA